AUGUCGACCAAACCGCUGACUAAAACACCAACCCUCAAACGGUCACGGGUCCAAGCAGAGGACCAAGAUAACAAUUACGAUGCAUCGGAAAACACAAGUCUCGGCCAUUUAUUGCACACAGAGGAGGGUCACCUCGAUGACGGAUUUUCUUACUCACUACAUAAUAACAAGGACCAGCAUGACCUAGUAACUCUGGAUGCUAGCGCUGACUCUCAAUUACAAAAUGCGCUCCGCUUCCUCCCAGCCAAGCCUCAAUUAGACGCUCUGAUUGAAGCCUUCUUCAGCAAUGUCAAUCACCAUUACAACUUCAUACACCCGCCGGCCUUUAUACGACAAUACAUCAAUUGGUCGGGCAGAACGCAUCAACGAUGUGUCCAGGAUCUUCAACUCACUGCCCUCAUCUUCAUGAUGUGCGCUUGCGUUACGCAGCAUCUUGACAUUGACGCGCAACAACCACCGAAGGAUGUUUCCAAGACGUAUCAUGAUGCUGGGACACGCCUUGCCGAGGCAAUACCAGCUGGGUCCUAUCAUCUCAUCAAUCUUCAGUGGAAAGUCCUUUCUAUCUGCUGGUUCAAAGGCGAAGCAAAAUUCACCGAGGCAUGGCAUACGAUUGGGCUCGCUGUGCAAGAGGCAUAUGAGUUGGGACUACACAAGUCUCGACACAAGACACAAGAUAUUGAGGUGCAGAUUGGUCGACGAGCCUGGCGCGUACUGUACUGCUGGAAUUGGCAAUUGUCAUCAAUACUUGGCCGGCCUUUCAUCAUGAAUGACAUCGAUUCAGAGCCUGAACAGCCCGACCUAAGAAAUGCAGCGCCAACACCAACACUGCAUACCAAGCUCCAGUACCAACUUAUAUCAUCUCUUGCCAAGCGCUGGCAGACACCACAAAACAUUAACACGGCAUCCAAAGUCCGGGAAUACAAGAAAAUGGUUGAACAGCACGUGUCCUCCUUCCCAGCUGUGUUUGCUCUAGAUAACCCAGACACUUCAAAGGAUGCCGAAUGGCCAUGGGUCGUGACGCAUCGCUACUACGUCCAGACAAUGGCAUACUUUAUGAUUCUCCAACCGUACAAAGCCUACUUACUGCAUCCAUCGACAAACCUGUCUGUACCCGAGAUACAGGAGCUACGAGCAGAAGCGGUAGAGUGCUCGCUGAAGACGUUGCAAAUCGCAACUCAAUGGGCAUCUCGAGUCUCACAAGGCGAUGGGCAGUUUCACCUUGUGGUUCUUUGUCUCUUCGAUACAGCUGCUUUCUUGUCUAUGUCUCUGCAAAAGGACCAAGUGAAGGACUUUCCUCGACGACAUAAAGCUGUUGUUGCGGUUAAUGAGGCUGCUGCGACAUUGAAGGAACUUCAGACAAUAUCACGGGGAGCUCAAUCAUCGCAUGGACUUUUAUGCAAGAUUUUACGCAAAAUGGAUUGGAAUGCUACGGACAAAUGA
This is a messenger RNA of Fusarium tjaetaba, 1440 nucleotides long. RefSeq lists its product as uncharacterized. Lineage: Eukaryota; Fungi; Ascomycota; Sordariomycetes; Hypocreales; Nectriaceae. The coding region runs from base 1 to 1440 and encodes 479 amino acids. Gene Ontology annotation, cellular component: nucleus. The transcript has 5 exons. Gene Ontology annotation, molecular function: DNA binding; zinc ion binding. Gene Ontology annotation, biological process: DNA-templated transcription. The record is from RefSeq and is a predicted model, not a curated record.